Messenger RNA from Mytilus trossulus (common blue mussel), 2916 nucleotides. RefSeq lists its product as uncharacterized. The transcript has 4 exons. Lineage: Eukaryota; Metazoa; Mollusca; Bivalvia; Mytilida; Mytilidae. Gene Ontology annotation, cellular component: plasma membrane. Bases 107 to 2794 code for a protein of 895 amino acids. Gene Ontology annotation, molecular function: transmembrane signaling receptor activity. Gene Ontology annotation, biological process: toll-like receptor signaling pathway; inflammatory response; immune response. The record is from RefSeq and is a predicted model, not a curated record.
AGUAUAGACGAGGUGAUCGGAAAUUUUAGUUUCUAUUUAUUUCAGUAUCGGCAUUUUAUGACAACUAUGAGUUUGUAUAAACAACAUUCAUAAAAUAUUUGUAAAAAUGGAAAAUAGACGGUUGGUUUUUGUUGUUGUUAUGACUUCAGUAUUUAUAAUUUACGUUAAUGGACAAUGUACUAUUACCUGUCAAUCGGCCGAAUGCAAAAAUGGAGGUACAUGUUUUGUAAACAUUAAUGAUUGUUCUAAAACGUGUACAUGUCUAUCGUCUUUUAAUGGAAGUAAGUGUGAAAUAGCCGACCUUACAAUUCCGGAAACAACAACUUCAGUUCUGAAGGUAUCAUCCGCAGCAACAUCAACUGUCUCAACAACAACUAACGUCGUUCUUCAAAACAAUACAGAAUUAAAAACUACUACUUUAAGACCUAUGUCCACUCGAAGCUGUCUUUUUGGGAUGUUGACAUGCGAACAUGGAUAUUGUUUUGGUGGAAUGAAAUGCAUGUGUGAUCCUAACUGGACUGGUGCAAAGUGUGAAAAGUUGAAAUGUCCCCUGUCUUGUGAAAGACUUUGUGAGUUGAUUGACAAUAGAAUAGAAUGUAAGUCCAAAAAACCAGCAUCGACAGCCAUUACGUUAAUAACAAGCAACCCUGUAAAAGGGAGACAACUUCCACUAAUUCAACAGAGAGCUGUGAUAUCUCUAAUCACAGAAACUACAACCCACAGUGUCAUAGAAAACAGAAAAUGUAGAGAUGGAUCCAUAGCAUGUGUACACGGGUACUGUAAACGUGAAACACUGAGUUGUGUUUGUGAUGACAACUGGAAAGGCUCACUUUGUGAUGAGCUCGACUGUCCAGCAAAGUGUUCCGAUGGUUGUAACAUCUCCAAUAAUGUUGUCAAAUGUUUAGUACAUGCAUCAGAACUAUCUGAACAAAGUCCUGUUACGUUGGAAACAUCAACAAUGGUGCAAAGUACAGCAGCAGAUAUUGACGAAGAGCUACAUAAAUCUUUAAAAAACAGAACAUGUUUACCAAAGUUUUUUGUGUGCGUUCAUGGAUUUUGCAAGAAGGAGAGAUUGCGUUUUUACUGUGUUUGUGACAGUAAUUGGGGUGGAAUGUUCUGUGAUAAGUUAGAAUGUCCACACUGUUCGAAUGGCUGUGAGUUAGAGGACGGAUCUAUAAUAUGCAACACUGCAACAGAAUUAUUAGUUUCUUUUACUGCAAUACCUAACCCAAUAUCAACAUUGACUGAUUUUACUUCAAUGCCUACUGCAAUAUCAACAACAACUGUUGGACAGAUAAAUGGCUCAUUUCCGGACGGACAUGUCUGUUCCAGCAAUUACACGGAAAACCAAACAAAAUGUAUGGGUAUUUUUCCUUGUAGAUAUGGAAAAUGUCAAAAUGAGCUUAUUGGCUCCAAUUUGAUUAAAUGCGUGUGUGAUCCUGGAGCCGAUGGAGACAUGUGUGAGAAAACAUGUUGUAAAUUCUGUAGUGACCACGGCCGUUGUAGGAGGGACAUGAAUGAAACAGAAUAUUGCAACUGUAACUUUGACUAUGAGGGAGAAUUCUGUGAAAACAAAAUUAUUCCAAAAGUACUUGAAGAGGAGACGUGGUAUUGGUGGGUUGUUGGCGUAUGUCUUGGUUUGAUUGUUAUCUUAGUUCUGGCAUUAGUUGUCCUUCCUUACUGGAUGUGGAGAAACAGGGUCAUUCUCAUAAUGAAGAUUGUACAUUACUUCCAAAGAUAUGAAGACAAUGAUGACAGAGAAUGGGAUGCCUUUGUAUCUUACAAGUGUGACGACAGAGACGAAUCAUUUGUUCUUAAACAGCUAUAUUCCAAAUUGGAAGUGGAAAUGGGUUUUAAAUUGUGUCUUCACUUCAGAGAUUUCAUACCAGGAGACACAAUCGCCAACAACAUAAUACGGGCAGUUCAAGGGAGUCGACGUACAAUUAUGUUGCUAACACCACGAUAUGUACAGAGCGAAUUUACAAAGUUUGAAUAUCAAAUGGCUCAAACAGAAAUGUUAAAAAGACGACACAGAAUUAUUCCCUUAGUUUUAGAUGACAUAUCUUCUGUAAAAGGCGAACUAGAUCCGAACUUAGAGCAAAUUAUACAUUCAGUGACUUACCUGGAAUGGCCAGGUGAAGAGGAGAGCUUGAAAAUACAAAAGUUCUGGAAGAAAUUAGUGUUAUCAAUGCCGAAGAAGAAAGACGUCGAAGAGAAACGUAAAGCCAUGUCAAGUAGUAGUAGUAGUCCUUCAAGUUAUAACUUCAGUAGCCAAACAUCAGAAAUACCACUAGUAAGUCAAUCAUACUCAUCAGAUUCAUCUAGCAGUAAUAGGAUAUCAAUCGUCUCUAAUGGCAGCAGUGAUGUCAUUUCAUCAAAACAAAUCAACAGUAAUGGCUAUUUACCUUCUGAACAUAUCAAUAGUAAUGGACACAUACAUUCGGAACAAAUCAACAGUAAUGGCUAUUUACCUUCUGAACAUAUCAAUAGUAAUGGACACAUACAUUCUGAACAAAUCAACAGUAAUGGUUACUUACCUUCGGAACAAAUCAACAGUAAUGGUUUCUUAUCAUCAGAACAAUCGAACAGUAAUGGUUAUUUAUCAUCGGAACAAUCUAACAAUAACGGUUAUUUGACAUCAGAGCCAAUUAAAAAUGGUGACAUCAUUUUGAAAUUACAAGAUGAUUCGAUUGAUCUCAACCAAAAUGGUGAAAAACCAUCUAACCUCAAAUCAAAUAUCAACAACUACCUCGAUCUUAUUGAUCCAGAUUCUUAUAAUUGUUCUCAUUCAUAACAUCAACUAUACUUGUACAUAAUCAUUUUCAGUGACCAAAUUCAAAUCAUAUUAUACUAUCCGUCCACGUAUCGACUUACAGAUUGACAGUCAUAUUUGUUUUCAAAUUUAGGGCAAACACU